This is a messenger RNA of Heterotrigona itama, 1971 nucleotides long. Lineage: Eukaryota; Metazoa; Arthropoda; Insecta; Hymenoptera; Apidae. The record is from the annotation of a GenBank genome assembly.
AAAAGUGUGCAUUAUUAAUAUCAUCAAUAAUGAUACUGUUAAUAUAGUUAGAAAUAUUAAUUUCAAGCGAUCGUAACCAUUUUUAUCAUUUUGUAUCGAUACUUGAUUCAGCACCGUGCUGGUCAUUUUGAUUAAAGAUGGAGGAGGCUGGUAAUGAGAAGUUUCUGUCAAGAAGGCGUUCUGCAGCACUUAAGGCUUUUAAAGUUAAAGACGAACGAGUAGCGACUUUCAAAAAGGCAAGAAAAAAGGCAUAGAGUGAAAGCAAGAUUAGAAGAAGUAGAAGAUGCACCAGAAAUUUUGGAGGAGAAGUGCAUGAGAUUGGCAGCAGCAAUCAGCAGAGCCACAUCGCUUGCUGUUUAUACUGGUGCUGGUAUUAGUACAGCUGCUUCUAUCCCUGAUUACAGAGGAACAAAUGGCGUUUGGACUCGUUUACAGCAAGGAAAGGAUAUUGGAAAUCAUGAUCUUAGCCAAGCAGAACCAACAUUAACGCAUAUGGCUCUUUACGCUUUAUACAAGGCAAGAGUUUUAAAACAUAUAGUUUCUCAGAAUUGUGACGGGCUUCAUUUGCGUAGUGGAAUACCUCGUACACUUUUAUCUGAAGUUCAUGGCAAUAUGCAUGUAGAAGUUUGUAGAAUGUGUAAACCAUAUAGAGAAUAUUGGAGAUUAUUUGAUGUUACUGAAAAAACAGCUCGAUAUUCUCAUGGCACUGGAAGAUUAUGCCACAGAUGUAACUCUGUUCUGCAAGACUCCAUUGUUCACUUUGGUGAAAGAGGCAAUCUUCCUUGGCCAAUUAAUUGGACUGGUGCAACAAGAGCAGCGAAACAAGCGGAUGUUAUAUUGUGUUUAGGUUCUAGCUUAAAAGUUUUGAAGAAGUAUCCAUGGUUGUGGCAGAUGGAUAGGCCGAUCCACAAACGUCCGUCAUUGUACAUUGUAAAUUUACAAUGGACGCCGAAAGAUGAAAAUGCAGUUUUGAAAAUAAAUGGAAAAUGCGACGAAGUUAUGAAAAGAGUUAUGACUCAUCUUGGAUUGGAAAUACCACAAUACAACCGUGCCAAGGAUCCUAUUUUUUUUCAUGCUGUACGACUUAGAAGUAAUGAACAGUACACAACAAGUCAACCUUGUUUGGAAGAGCCAUCUGAUAUUGUUCAUAAAGAAUUAAGCCAAAUCAGUGAUAAUUUUCACGAUGUUCCAUCCGAAACCAAAGAGAAAGAAUGUGUUUCACCUAAAAGAGUAACUGAAUCAGUGUCUGCUUAUUCAGCACCAUUUUUUACUGCAUUACCAUUUUUGUCCAUGGGUUUGCCAUUUCCACCAAUGUACAUGUGCCCUCAACUAACACCACUUUUUUACUAUCCGUUUGUGCAAGUACCAAAUAUGACAUCAGACGUGCCAAAACCUAAACCUACUUGUACUUUUUGCAUGGAAAAUGAAGGUUCUCUCACUUGCCUUUAUUAUCAACGAGAUACAGAAAAUUCUAAUUUAAUAACAACCGAGAGUAAACAGAUAAAAGAUACAAAAACUUUGGUGAUCCAUGAAGAUCCUCCAAUAACUGCUAAAAAUCCUGGUUGGUUUGGUAAAGGAUAUCGCAAAGGCAUGAAAAAGAAACGGUAGCAUUUACUCUUUCUAAUACGCAAGCUCCUUUUCUUUUUUGUUAUAAUGUGAACGUAUGUAUAACAUGAUAUACGACGAUGUACGUAAAUGUUUGAUUUCUCCAUAUCAUGACGAGAUCUGUAUACAAGAUUUAGAAAUGUGUAGGAACUUAAUUCCAGUAUCCAAAAUUUUAGCAAUUAAAUUAAAAUAUUUAAAAUUUAAAAAACUUAAAUCUUUGUAAGCAUUCUAUUAUUCCUGUUUAGUAGUUGUGUGAUGAUUUAAUUUUAAAGUUCCAAUUAUAAAAUAGAUAUAUAAAAAGUAUCUUUACGAAUUUAAUCUAGAAAUUGUUAAUUUUAUUGUUAAAAGCUUGCUAUGAAAUUUGCU